Molecule: messenger RNA, 6801 nt
Organism: Nanorana parkeri
Lineage: Eukaryota; Metazoa; Chordata; Amphibia; Anura; Dicroglossidae
Product: cilia- and flagella-associated protein 47-like
Exons: 47
Molecular function (GO): protein binding
Source: RefSeq, a predicted model, not a curated record
AUGGAGGAAUUGAUUGAUAACGUGUUGGGAGUGAGAAUAGCACCUUGCCUUGUGCAUUUCAUGGAUGUGUCAGUCGGGAAGACAUACCAAGCCAAAAUAAUCGUACAGAAUAUCAGUCAUGUAGCCAAAUCUAUCAAGGUUAUUGGACCACAAAACGCACAGUUUACACUUUCUGUGCAGAAUACAGAAAAACCAAUAGCUCCAGGACUUCAAAUAACAGCAACUGUUGAAUAUAAGCCAUCUAAAAAAGAAGACAUUAGUGACAAGUUACUUGUUGUUGUUGAUAAAGAUGUCAUCAAUGUGCCGCUACUGGGGUUUACACCAUCCUGUUAUUUAGAAAUUGAUCCUGAAGUUCAUUUUGGGAAUAUCAUUGCAAACAGCAAAGUAAUAUAUAAGGAGAUUGGCAUUACAAACCAUGGUUCAUCUCCAGGUACUUUCAAAAUAAAGUACAAUGGAACUAUUCCUAUUACUAUAACCCCAACCAGUGGUACUGUGGAGCCAAAAACAACAAAUUUAAUAAAGCUGGAACUUUGUGCAGAUGUUCCUGUUGUCAUUGAAGAAUUGGCUAAGGUUAAACUUCAAGGUCGUGAAGAAAUGUCUUUCCUAAUUAAAGGGAAUAUUGUCCAACAAUCUCUGGAGUUACUAGACCUGUCUGGCAAAUCUUUAAAAUGUGUUCACUUUGGAGCUGUCUAUUUUGGAACAUCAAAGUUUCAGAAAGCAGUGAUAUACAAUGAUAGUCCAGAAGAAGUGAGCUGGGUGUCUGUCCUGGAUGAUAAUGCACUUGGAGUUGAAAUGGGCACUGAUAUUGGGAAGAGUACAGAUGCUGUUUUACAAGAAAUCAAUUAUAGGAAAAGGAGAAAUGAAACGGAUGUGUCAGCUUUACUUUCUUGCUUCCCUAAUCAAGGUGUCCUCUUACCUUACCAAAAAACCACAGUCACCCUUUGUUUCAGUCCUACACAAAAUGAAGACAUUGAUUCAAAUGAAUGCCCAUCUCAGCAGGAUUUUGCACUUUUCCUGAGGUUUGAACUAGUAGGAAGCAAAGAUGGAUUUUUCCAGUCACAUACAGACAUACAAAUGUGUAAUAAAGGACAAAAGAAACGCUAUGUGGAACUGGCUGCCACUGGCUCUGCUUUGCCGGUCACAUUAACAUUCAGUCCAGGGACAGCAUACAAUUUUAAGGAAUGCUUGAUUGGUGAAAGGAUCGAUAUUCUCUGUUCACUAAAAAAUGAAUCUCAAUUCCUCCCUGUGGUGUUCAGCUUUCGCAAGAUAUCGCAUUUUCAUAUCUCUCCAGCUAAUGGCAAGAUAGAGCCAGGACAUUCAAAGGAUGUGAUGUUUUCAUUUGUUCCACAUCAACCAGGAACUUUUAAAGUAAAACAAGUGGUAGAUAUUUUGGGUCCCACAUCAGAUGAUCAUUUAAAAACAAAAGCCUUUCACCAAAAAAAGCUCACUUUUAUUGCAGCCUGCAAACCAUCAACUAACAAAAUAGUCAUGAAAAUCAACCCUGGAAUAACUCCUUUGGUUACUAACCCCAUUGGACAGUUUGUACAAGGAGCACCUCAGGAAUCUACAGCGGUCAUGGGAUCCUUACGCAUGGCCACUUUGAAUGCAGCUAAAACACAAAUACACGAUCACCAAAUAACAAGUGAUGUUGACAAAGAUGUGCAAGUGGCAUUUCCAAAUGAUCGAGCAGCAAGCAUAAGACCUAGUGACCGCAAAGUACAAUACAGGACAAUAUUCACCAAAAUGGAGAGGUAUAACUAUGUGGAUCCUGAUUACACAUACUCAGAAGAAGAAGAAAAGUUAAAGCAAGUCCAUAAGGACUAUUAUACCGACUAUAUAAAAAACAGGAGGGAGCGACGCCUUAAAGAAAACAAAGACCGAGAGUUUCAAGAAAUGAACAAUGAAGUAGAAAUUGGCAUUACACCAGCAGCAGGUCUAGAGCCACCCACUCUCUCUACUGCUGAAUGUUUUAGUGAGCAACAAAAGCCAAAAACUGCUCCCAUGACUAAGGGCCGCAUGUUGACAACUUGCCAGCUGGCAUCUGUAGAAUCUAGAUCGGUGACCAUGGAAAUUAAUGAGGGGCUUAAUGCAAUGCCAUGCACUGCAUCUGAGAAGGAGGACUGCAGCUUAGAACUGACACCUCAGCAACUUCAUCAAGUGGUUAUAGGUCCUUCCACAAUAGACUUUGGUGAAGUCUGUGUACGUUCUACAUCUAUUAAAGAACUGAACAUCAUAAAUAGUCUUGCCAUGUACAUCUGGGUUCAGGUGGAGAUAGACUGUGAGGAGCUGCAGCAAACUAGCCCUCUUUCUCAUGUUGUGCCACCUAUGUCAAAGACUGACAUCCCUGUUGUCUUUGAAACAAACUCACUGGGGAAGUUUAAGAAGUCAAUAACCUACACCGUAAACAGCAAACAUUCUGGUCACAUCAUUGUAACUGCAAAAGCAGUUCCUGUUGCCCUUGAGCUAUCAUCUCAUGAGCUGAUUCUGAAACCGAACAAUGACUUUUUAGCUGAGGCAGGAUUUAGAUCGUCCAUAAGAUUACACAAUCGCAGAAAUCACCCAGCUGAUUUUAGCUGGAAGCCAAUCAUAACUGAAAAAGGAAUAGCUUUUUCAAUACGCCCAGCAAGAGGCAUUGUUGAUGCUUAUGAAGAUCUAGAAUGUGAAGUGGUAUGGCAUCCAGGAUUCAGCUCUCCUGAAAUAGGAGAAUUCAGUCUCUUAGUGCAGCAGAGAUAUUCAGCAAAACUAAGAUGCAUUGCAGAGCUUGGAUUGACAAGUGUCCAGUUUACUGAACAAAGAGUACACUUUCAUCAUGCUCCACCUGGCCUAACAACUUGCAAAACAGCCAUUAUUCAGAACACAGGAAUGAAUCAUGCAUAUUUCCAGGUAGUAGAUAUAAGUCCACUGCCUGGUAUGACGAUUACACCAUCUCAGGGUGUGGUGCCAGUGGGAGGGUAUGCAACUCUUAAGAUCUUCUUCACUCCACGAGCGGUUAUGAAGUUUGACACCAGAGUCGAGGUGUCAGUGCGGAAUACAAAGACUUUAGAAUUAAGAAUUGGAGGAUCGGUUGUGCCACCAGAAGUAGAUAUUUCUGUUAGCUCAUUUCUUUUUCCUGGAGUAUAUGCAAAUUCUACCCAGGCUAUACCUUUUUUGCUUCAGAAUAAAGGGGUAACGCGUGCAAAAGUAGAAUUUGAUCUUUCUCAGUAUGAGGAUUUCUCACUGUCCUUUAAAGAUGAUUUAGCUGUUGAGAUUGGACUACUGUACCCCCAUCUUUAUACUGUGCAUUUAGAGGAGAAAGAAACCCUGGAAUGUGCCCUUCAUUUCAAUCCUAAAGAGGUGGCAGCGUAUGACUUCCAGCUUCCCGUAAACAUAAACUUCAGUGGUGGAGUAAAUGAUGCUGACAGCUCUGCUUCUGUCACUCCAACCGAUUCGGAAAAGCAUAUUGUUGUUCCCAGGCCUCAAAUGGUGGAUGUCAUCACUCCAGCAUGUAAAGUGAAUGCUACGGUGUUACAGACAGUUCUCCAGUUCUCCACUACAAGGAUUUCAUUUGAAUUGCCAUCUGAAGUGUUUAAAUUGGGCAUUGCAGAUGACUCUCUGUUCUCACAGGCACUUGAACUAAGCAACGUUUCAAGGCAAAAGGUGACAUGGAGAUUAAACAUUGAUCAGAAUGUGGAACUGAUUAAGAAUGGAAUUUUUAAGUUCAGCAAGCGGUUUGGUAUACUGGAACCAGGAGACAGGACUAAUAUAAUUGUUAACUUUUGUCCAGUUGGACCAGGGGUUUAUUCCGCAGAAAUACCUGUGAUUCUGAAUGACAAUCCAGACAGCAUUUAUACACCUCUCCAUUUGUUUGGAACCUCCAGAAAACCACAGCUAACGUUUAACCCACCACUUGUCAUACUUACCCCCGUACCCUUGGACACAGAAAUUCAAGCAACUGUUGAAAUAACACCCACAGAUUAUUACAGGACAUCUGUAUUAAAUGUGGAAAUUCCAGAGGUAGAGCUUGAUAACGGUGAAAGGGUAGAAGUGUUUUCAGUCUACUUCCCCAAUGGACAGAUCAUUAACAAUUCCAGCCACCCGAGUGAAAAACUUAUCUGCCGGAUCUGCUUCAGAUCUUUCAGUCCACUGUGUUGCUUGGUUGAUCUAGUAUUCACUGAUGAAGAAAACAACAAGUUUCCUCUUCAGGUUGCUGCUGUGGCUGAAAACUGCAUACUCACAGUGUAUCCUUAUUUAGCCUAUCAUCGAACAGAUCAGCAGGUCAUCCUAAGAAGUGGCCAUAAUGGAAAUGGAAAAAAUGGCAGCACCAGUGAAGCUGUUCUGCAUCCUUGCUACAUACCAGAAACGCCUUCCCAGAGUACAUCAUCCAGCUCUCUUGGUGCUGUUACAAGCUCCACUUACGAAGAUUCAGUCUCAGAAGAUGACAAUGCGUUGGGUAAUGAAAGAACACAAACUGGAGAUGCAGAGAUUCAAUAUCACAAAACAAAGGACAAACUGGAGCUUUUGUUUUAUCCGGAAGAAGAUACAGAAGAAUGGAUAUUUUUUCAAAAAGUUUCAGCUAUAGUUCAGACAUGGUUCAGCCUGUUUGGGUGGCCUAGUGGCUCCAAUCCUAUUACAAUACCAGAUUCUUUGUGGAGUGCUGUGUGUAAAGUCAAGCUGUCAAAGUCCGAAGGAAAGAUCCCGAAAACAAUAAACCUUGGCAAGCAGGCAAAAACCAUUUAUGACAUGCUGUUCUACCUGAGUGGACAGAUGCUGCCUGGAAUUACUGCAAGCCAGUCAUUGCCCGCUGAUCCCACAGAAAGAGUCCUGCAGCUCCAUUGGCAGCAUGCAACACUGCUCACUUUCCUCAAGAACCAAGGAGCAUCUCUUCCUCACAUUAAACCAGAAUACCUGUUUGAACCCCUGGACUACGAGCGAUGGAUCCAAGUACAGAAUCAGAUUCAAAAGAUGCAGAAAUCUAGCAAAAAGAAUGCAGAUCUGGCCAAUAAUGUUCUUUUUCCUAUUAGCCAGACUGCAUUCCAGUCUGUGGGUAAACGCUCGUGGACAGAUGUACUGCUCCAGAUAUAUAAGGUGUUGAUUCUCUCACGUGUUGAACAGAGAAAGACCGAUGAUGAGAUUGUGAUUGAUAGCAUGCCAAAGAUCAGUGCUGAGCCUCUGUCAAGUAAUAUAUACUCCACAUCAGAAAGAAUUCUUCUUACUUGGCUCAAUGUUCAUUAUGAAAAGAUGAGAAAGGUGGCAUGGAAAAACUGUAAGAAAGGGGACAUACCACCCACAAGAUGGAUCAUGAACUUUGAUAAAGACCUUUUAGAUGGUCUUGUCCUAGCAGCUCAGGUGGCAGCCUAUUGUCCAUAUCUUGUUUCCUCUCAUUUCAUAGACAUGUAUACCAGUCCAGGGUCUUCAGAGCAAUGCCUUCACAACUGCCUGAUCCUGAUGAAUUCUUUCCGAACAAUCAAUCUUAACAUUGACAUACAGGCUACUGACCUAUGUGACCCAAAUCCAGUGAUGAUGCUAAUGUUGUGUGUGUACCUGCAUGAAAAACUGCCGCUUUAUGUGCCUAAAAAGACUAUAACAUUUGAUGGACCGCUUCACCAAAUUAUUCCACGCCAGGUCCGUCUGAAAAAUCCAAGCAGCAGACCACUAGUGUACAAUGCUACAGUUGUAGGUCGAGAGUCAGCUGAUUUCUCAUUGCCUAAAGGAAACACAAUAACGAUUGCCCCAAAGAGCCAAGCGGACAUAACUGUACACUAUAGAAGCCGUUUCUUGCAUUCUGCUGAAGCAACUCUGUUAUUGGUAUCUAGACCAGCUAAUGGAGCAGGUGGAACCACGGUGGCUUUCUCCCUCCAUGCAAGGCUGACUGAUUUGGCCCCCACUGUCCAGCUAAAGCAGGAGUCUCCGUGUUACAAGCUGGAAAAGCUUGCUUUGUCUGUUCAAAACCCCUACAAGGAAAAUGGGAAAUUCGAGGUGAUGUUAGUGGAAUCUACAAGCUACUUACUGUUUCCUGAUUUCCAAGAUGAAAUUGCCAAGUUAAAGCAUGAAAAUGAUUGCAGCGUACUAGCACACACAAAGGUGACUGGAAAGCACUCUGCUUGAGAAAGGAGUCACUCUAAAACAGAAAAUCCAAGUUGGAAGUGCCAAUUCUUUUGUCCCGUAAAUUCUAUUUUCUUAAAAGAAGCCAUUACAGCAAACUUGCAAGUUAAUUUUCUUCCAUUCAAUCUUGGAAAACGCUACUGCACAAUUUUUUUCACCAACAGAGAGAUUGGUGACUUUGCAUAUGUGAUUGAGGGAACUGGAACUUCACCCUUGCCAUCAUCAUUUAUUCCUGUUGACAGUCCAAAUGUUUUUCAAGCCACUGAUUCACUUUCAGGCAGCACGCAUUCAAAGAAAACCUACUAUCUUAAAUGUAAAGAAAACAGUAUCUUAGAAGAAAAUCUAAAGAUCCCAUUGUUUAAUGAAAAAAGGGAGAGAGCUUUGGCAAUUGCAGCCCAAAUGCAAAUGUCACUUCUGGAGUACGAGCGCAGAAAAGUCACUGGCACACUGGAGAGCAGCAGUGUCCGAGCUGCAGUAGCGGCACCUGGAGUUAACAGAGAGGAGGUAAGUUAUAUGUCUCCUUCUUCCUCCUGCUCUAAAAUGUUCCAGUCUAUCCAGUAUGAUGUGGAAAUAAGUAUGCCUGAGCAUUUUGAGAUUCCAAAGCAAAUUUCCAUUCCAGUUUCUACAAAAAGACGACUCUCUGUUAAACACACCUUAGCUAAAGGAAGUCAGCAGCAUAAUGAGCAAGUUUCCAGUUCAUCCAAUGAUGCACAGCCAUAA